AUGCUUGAAACCGGCGCAAUAUGGGGAUUAACCGGCACGACAGUGACCACCCUUAUGUUCAUUUGGGCGAUUUACUCACAAUACGCACCUCGCCAACUCCGAGACCACGUUGAGUCAUACUUUUUCAAGAUGACUGGAUGGAUCUCCGUAAACGUUCACAUCAAAUUCACCGAGCACACAGAAGAAGGUCUCAAGAGAAGCGAGAACUACGAAGCGAUACGCAACUAUUUAUCCGCCAAAGUAUCGGCUUGUGCGAAGAGGCUAAUGGCUAAUGAAUCGAAAAACAGCAAAUUGUUCGUGCUUAGUAUGGACGAUCACGAGGAAGUUGAAGAUGUGCUCGCCAAUGGUGUGAAGGUGAAGUGGUACUCGAAUGUGAAGUUGACACAGACUCAGUCUAAUUCUGGUCGAAGCAGCUCGGACGAGAGAAGGUUCUUUACGCUUACUUUCCAUAAGCGACACAGAGAGAUGAUCAUUGGGACUUAUGUUACUCGUGUCUUGAAAGAAGGGAAAGAGAUUGGUCUGAGGAACAGAGAGAGGAAGCUUUACACUAACAACUCGAGUUCAGAGUGGCAACCUUGGAGGUCAGGAAUGUGGAGCAACGUUCCUUUCCAUCAUCCGGCGACAUUCGAGACUUUGGCUAUGGAUCCUGAGAAGAAAGAAGAGAUCAAGAAGGAUUUGAUUUGGUUUAGUGAAGCGGAAGCUAAAGCGUACUAUGAUCAAAUUGGGAAGCCGUGGAAGCGAGGCUAUCUCUUGUAUGGCCCGCCCGGGACAGGGAAAUCGACGAUGAUAUCUGCGAUAGCGAAUUUAUUGAAGUAUGAUGUGUAUGAUCUUGAGCUAACGACCGUGAAGGAUAACUCAGAGCUAAAGAAGCUGUUGCUUGAUACAAAAAGUAAGUCUAUCAUUGUGAUUGAAGACAUUGAUUGCUCGCUUGAUUUUACGGGGCAGAGAAAGAGCAAAAAGGAGGAAGAUGAAGAAGAAGAUGAGGAGAAGAAGAAGGAAGCUGAGAAGAAGAAGGAAAUGAAGGAGCCUGCGAAACAGAGUAAAGUGACAUUGUCAGGGCUACUAAACUCCAUUGAUGGGUUAUGGUCGGCUUGUAGUGAUGAGAAGAUCAUUAUAUUCACAACGAAUUAUGUGGAUAAGCUUGAUCCGGCAUUGAUACGCAGAGGAAGGAUGGACAACCACAUCGAGAUGUCUUAUUGCAGGUUUAAGGCAUUCAAGGUUUUGGCUAAGAACUACUUAGGUAUCAAGUCACACGAGUUGUAUGGAGAAAUCGAGAGAUUGCUAGAGGAAACCGACAUGUCUCCUGCGGAUGUUGCAGAGACUUUGAUGCGGAAAUCUAAUGAAGACUUAGGCGCUGCAGACAUUUGCCUCGAGCGUUUGUUUAAGUCUUUGGAGGAAGAGAAGGAGAAAGCGAGGAAGUUGGCUGAGGAAGAGAAGAAGAAGAAAGGGGAGAAGGAAGAGAAGAGGAUAAAGAAGGAAGCAGAGGAUGCAGUGGAAGCAGAGAAGCCGAUGAAGAAGACAGAGGAAGAAGAUAAAGAAAAGAAAGUGUGA
Eutrema salsugineum is the source of this 1551-nucleotide messenger RNA. Its product is annotated as AAA-ATPase At3g28510. The record is from RefSeq and is a predicted model, not a curated record. The transcript has a single exon. The coding region runs from base 1 to 1551 and encodes 516 amino acids. Gene Ontology annotation, molecular function: ATP hydrolysis activity; ATP binding. NCBI's taxonomy places the organism in Eukaryota, Viridiplantae, Streptophyta, Magnoliopsida, Brassicales, Brassicaceae.